AUUGGGCCUGUCCGUCGCCCCGGAAGAAGGAAGAGAGUCGCUAUAAGAGAAAAAGAAGUCUAGUGACAGCAGCAACAAUCAUAGACAGAUUUAAUCACGUUUAAGGUGCUAUUGCAUCUGCGCAGCAUCCAUUUCGAGUGUUUGUAUAUUGCAAGAGCUUUCGGGGUAUGGAAUAUGGCAGCAUCUGAAACACAGUCUAUGCUAAGCGUCGGAUUGAUUGAAAAAGAUGUGAAUGGAGACACUCUGUGGGUGUGGUGCUAUCCCUCUGUGGGCGCACAACUGAGACAGGUCCUGCUCAGCAAGUGCUGUCUGACCCAGGGCAAUGAAGACUUUCACACAUUUGUGUUUGGCCAGUUCAGUCGUACUUGGUAUUACAUCAGCACACUGGAAGUACAGGAACCAACAGCUCUACAAAAGGUUACUCAUUUUUCAGUGGUAGUAACAGCAAAAGACUUCAACCCUGAGAAAUAUGCAGCACUUAAUCGGAUACUGUGCAGGAUGUACAUCAAAUAUGGCAGUCCAGUGAAAAUGAUGGAGGCCUACAUCACUGUUCUCACCAAAGGUGUUUGUCAGAGUGAAGAGAACGGCUCAUUUCUAAUCAAGGACUAUGAUGUUCAGAAGGCGUUCCUGGCAGGUUCAAUCAAAGAUGUGGUGUCUCAGUUUGGCAUGGAGACCAUUAUCCUCUACACUGCUCUCAUGUUGAAAAAGAGGGUUGUUGUCCACCAUCCUCGAAUUGAAGCCUUGUUGGAGUUCACCAGAGUUCUUCCGGCCCUGACGUGGCACAGGAAAGACUGGUCCAUUUUGCACCCAUAUGUACACCUGACUUAUACUGAACUAGGUCAUCUCACUAAAUGUCCCGCAUAUAUAGCAGGAUUUGUGGAUCCAGAAGUGAGCAAUAGAUUGGACCUGUUUGAUGUGUACGUGAACCUCCCAGAGAGCACUAUCACAGUUUCGCAGGGUGCCAAAGAAUCCAUGAUGAUGGGGAAGUUACACAAGGACAUCGGACAACUUAUUGUCCAGUCCGCAGAAGACACAGAGAAGUCAGACAGUCAAGUCAUUAAGGACAUUUCCAUCAAGACCAAACAGAUCCUUGCUCAUUUGAGGGCCCUGGCAGAUGAAUGUGAAAGCUCUAAACUCACCUUGGAACAUUUACAGCAGCAUCACUUCCCCCCGGCAACGGAAAACUUCCUGUUUCAUCUAGCGGCUGCUGAGCAGAUUUUAUGCAUAUGAUGAGCCUGCUUUCGGAUGCUGUGUAGUGACAGGUACCAUUGUCACCACUGCAGCGACUCUUAUUAUGAUCAUAAACUGUGUGCCGGUGUGCCAUAUAUCCAUUAAUUCAUACAUUUUCUACCGCUUAUCCUCACGAGGGUUGCGGGGGUGCUGGAGCCUAUCCCAGCUGUCUUCGGGCAAGAGGUGGGGUACACCCUGGACUGGUGGCCAGCCAAUCCCAGGGCACAUAUAGACAAACAACCAUUCCCACCCACAUUCAUACCUAUGGACAAUUUGGAGUCCCCAAUUAACCUAACAUGUUUUUGGAAUGUGGGGGGAGGGGACCGGAGUACCCGGAUAAAAGCCACGCAUGCACGGGAAGAACAUGCAAACUCCACACAGAGAUGGCAGAGGGUGGAAUCGAACUUAGAUCUCCUAGCUGUGUGGCCUGCGCGCUAACCACUCAUCCGCCUUGCCGUAGUGUGCCAUAUAUGAGAUACAAAAAUAAAAUUCUAAAAAAAUUGGUGGACCUAGCUCCAUGUUUGAUGAAUUUAUUAAAGUUUUGUUUUUUUUAGGGCCUUCCACUGGCUUCGUGGUCAAUCUAUUUGGGAAGGAAACAUGGUUCCUGUUGAGUCCCGUACCUGAAAGUUUGCACACUCGUGCAGAAUAAUUGUCUGAUGAUAUGGUGAAAAAUUGGUGGACCUAGCUCGAUGCUUGAUGAAUUUAUUAAAGUUUGUUUUUUUUAGGGCCUUCCACUGGCUUCGUGGUCAAUCUAUUUGGGAAGGAAACAUGGUUCCUGUUGAGUCCCGUACCUGAAAGUUUGCACACUCGUGCAGAAUAAUUGUCUGAUGAUAUGGUGAAAAAUUGGUGGACCUAGCUCGAUGCUUGAUGAAUUUAUUAAAGUUUGUUUUUUUUAGGGCCUUCCACUGGCUUUGUGGUCAAUCUAUUUGGGAAGGAAACAUGGUUCCUGUUGAGUCCCGUCCCUGAAAUUUUGCACACUCAUGCAGAAUAGUUGUCUGAUGAUAUGGUGAAAAAUUGGUGGACCUAGCUUGAUGCUUGGCCUCAGGUUCCAACCCUCGCCUCCAGUUUGCCCACCGGCCGGCCACCGUUUCCAGUUUGCCUGCAGGCCGGCAGCUGACAACAGAUUGCUCGCCGGCGGCCGCAGUCUUCAUAUUGCUCUCUCGUCGUCGCCGUCGCCAUUGCCAUUGCCAUUGCCAUUGCCAUUGCCAUUGCCAUUGCCAUUGCCAUUGCCAUUGCCAUUGCCGUCAGUCCGCUGUCCCGCAAUCUUCAGCAAAGUAAGACAAAGCUUACAUUAGCCACGACUUUACCGUUGAGAAAACACAGUAUAUGAUUGCCCAGCAUAACGAUUACAGUCACGGUGUCAUGAAAAAAAUCCCUUCAAACAUCAACACAAUAGAUAGAUUUAGAACAGACUUGGCCAGUCGUGUGCAAGAAUAACCCAUUUACGUGGCUUAAUACAAGUAAUUUAACAGCUAUUUCUUUCAUAGACAGUACCGCAAAGCACGCUGGGAUGUGCGCCUGCUGAUUAUGAUGCGGGUGAGGGAGGAUGUCAAUUAAGGGCCUCAAUUCUUGAAUUUCUUCUCCUUAAAAAUUACUUUUAUGCAACUCUUGGCUAUGUUAUCUGUAUCAUGUGUCAUUUGUGUGCUCUCAACAUAUACUUGUUAGUCCAAAAUACAGUACACUUCAAAAAGACGUUUGUGUGUUUUCGAAGUGGCCACAGGAGGGCGAUAGAGGCUGAUAUCAUCUAUGUAUGUCCGUCACAGGCCACCGUACUGAUCCGCCAGUAAGUGGUGACAUUACGUGAAAUCCAACAAAUUAAAUAAUGCCUCCUUUUUUUACAGCACCCUACGAACGGUGCCCAAGGUGCUUCAGGAGUAUAAAGUAUUAUUUCUCUUGUUAUAGUGUGUAAAAUCAUUGUGAAACACAACGUCACAUCCGCGCUGUAACUUCCUGUUUGCACUUCCUGGUUUCGUCAGGUGUUGUGCCGAGUUUUGCAUGCCUGCCGGAUUUUGCAUCCACGCUCAGUUAAAACCGAAAAUAUGUGACGCUGCGGGGUUUUUUGGCCACAGGACUUCACGAUAAUGAAGAUAUUAUACUUUGUGUCUCCUUUAUUAUUUACUAUGAAACAUCUAAAGUACACAGUAUAUGAAAACUUCGAUUUAUUGGCUUGGUAUUUGUUAGGUAUGUCAAGCAUUUGACGCAUGCGUAUUCAGGAAUACGGUGAGUGGAGCGGGGUUAGACAUUUACAAUGUAAUUGUGGCGCUUUGUAACACAUUUCUUCCGCCAUUUAGGUAUUUCUGCAUAACUAAUGACAAAUAUGAAAUGUGGAAGUAUUUACCUAUUCAUUUUGUGGCCAGGAGCUGACGUAAUUUCAAUGAGGCAUGAAUGAGGCAUGAUGCAACAGUCGAUCUCACCCGUUUGACAUACUUUGGACUGUAAAAUGAAAAAUAAAAGUGUUGAACUUGGGGGCUCCACUCAUUCAUUCAUUAUGU
Messenger RNA from Doryrhamphus excisus (bluestripe pipefish), 3722 nucleotides. RefSeq names its product DENN domain containing 10 (gene dennd10). Gene Ontology annotation, molecular function: guanyl-nucleotide exchange factor activity; small GTPase binding. The record is from RefSeq and is a predicted model, not a curated record. Gene Ontology annotation, cellular component: late endosome. Gene Ontology annotation, biological process: regulation of early endosome to late endosome transport; protein transport. NCBI's taxonomy places the organism in Eukaryota, Metazoa, Chordata, Actinopteri, Syngnathiformes, Syngnathidae.